AUUUGGCAUCAUGUUUGGCCCUGGAUGUGAACCUGGUCACUGGUACUGUGGGUAUAUAAGGCGCUUCAGCAUUCCUCUCUUCAUCAAGUCAGAGACUGCCUCGCCACAACCAACAUUAUGAAGCUGUUGAUAGUGUCUAUAGGCGUGGCCGUCUUGCUGGCUUCAGCACAAGCCGCUCCAGAAGCGACUACCAUUUCCUCCUCCACUAUAGGAGGUGGAGGCUAUGACUACUCCAGUGGAGGCAUCACAGGAGGCUCCGGAAGGAUUUACGAUCCAUCAGGAGUCGGAGUCACUUCUCAUUCCUCUUUCACCCUUGGAGCGCCUCGUAGCGGCUAUGUAGGCAGCGUUGGAAGUGGUUACAACGGCGGCUUUGGACAUGGUUCCUUUGACGGUUUUGGACAUAGAUCCGUUAGUGGGUUUGGACUUGGCUCCAAUGGUGCCUUUGGACUUGGCUCCAAUGGUGCCUUUGGACUUGGCUCCAGUGGUGCCUUUGGACUUGGCUCCAGUGGUGCCUUUGGACCUGGCUCCAUUGGAAAUCUUGGAUACAAUCCCAAUGGCAACCUGGGAUUCAGAUCCAGUGGCACCCUUGGACUGGGAUCCAGUGGCAUCUUUAUACAUGAUCCCCACAGGAAUUACAAUGGACUAAGCACUGUUGGAAAUUUUAGAGACGACUUUCUUGGAGGGGGAUUACGAAGUGGUCCCAUUGGAACAGGUUUCGGAAGUGGUUACACUGGCAUAGAUUACAGUGGGGGUUCCACUGGCUACGUUAACGGCGGCUACAGCAAUGGCUUCGGUAGACCUACUGGAAGUAUCACCUUUGUGAAAUAAACAUUGAAGUAGGUAAUGCAUUACGUCUAGAACAAUUUAAGAAUUCUCUCCCGUCCUCACAUUUUAAAAAUCACUUUCAUUUGAACACAAAUGUGUUUGAUUUGCAGUGAGAUGUGGUGCACUCACAAAUCAGUGAAACUGACAGUUCCACAUCACAAUGUCCUUACUGAUACAUCUAUUUAAGUCGACUCAUACAUUACUGUAUACUUUUUUAAAUUU
Cherax quadricarinatus is the source of this 1047-nucleotide messenger RNA. RefSeq lists its product as uncharacterized. NCBI's taxonomy places the organism in Eukaryota, Metazoa, Arthropoda, Malacostraca, Decapoda, Parastacidae. The record is from RefSeq and is a predicted model, not a curated record.